AAGGCCUCGACUCAGGACCCUGCGAGCCUGUAACCAUUCCGUCAAACCAGGCCGCAUCUGGGCUCAUCACAUACAACUCGUCGGCAUCGAGGUUCAACUUCAGAUAGCUUCCACACUCGCACGAACCAACCAUUCCUCCUCUCCAGCUGCUGUCACUUUGCGCCUGCGUGUCGCACCGGGCGUUACAGUACAUCGACUGCUUUCUAUUGCAUGCGCCGACCAAACAAAAACGUGCUGCUUUGUCCAUCAGUUCCACCAUCAUCCGGUGCCUGGCCCAGCAUCGAGGUUCUCUGAGAUGGACCUGGACAACGACCCUCGCCGACAUAAUAUCUGAAAGAGUUGACGAAGACACCAUUGAAAACUUGUGCUGGUCGCCAUAAUUGUCGGACAGUGGAUGCGCACAGCCAUGGACAUCAAUUCACUGUUGUCUCCUUCAGAAACGCCGCGCUCGACCUCUUUGACUCCGACCUCCACUUCCGAGUCUGUAAAAUCACCUUUCAAGCAUGUUCAACGAACCCAUUCUGCCACCGGCAGCCAGCCUGCUGCAAACUCUCCAUUGUCGCGCUCCAUUCUGCCUCCUUCAAGCAUCCCAGCCCAUGUGAGGAGUCCAUCGCAGCAGCCAUCACACUCUUCACCACUCAUCAGUCCUGUGCCUUCCGGUCCCCUCUCAGGUCAUUUCUCCCGGUCCUCGUCGUCUCAGAACAUCGAGUCCCUGGCCGAGCUGGCUGCGCACCAGCAACCCUCCAGACCCACACCUCCGAUCCUCUCCAGUAGCGGCUCUUCAGAGAGCCAGAAAUCAUCUACCGGCAUGUUUCCUCGCCUGGCAUCCACAGGUGCGACAUCGAACCCUCGCGCAUCCUUUGAUAUCGCAAUGGUUGAGACACCUAAACAGGUCUUGCGUGCCGACUAUACCGAGACCUCGCUUCCAACGGAAUCGCAAGUGAGACUUACAGAAUUGGUGGCGUAUGUUCAAGAGAUGCCGUCCUUGUACGAAGUCCACAGAGAGAUCAUCAAAAUUUUGCACCAAGGGUUUGUUGACCACAUCUAUCCUUCUUCCAGUCCGAACGCGCGUCGAGAUCCACGAACGUAUGAGCUCCUUUCCGAACUCCGGCAGGCACGGGAAAAUUUCGACAAACUGUUUGCGGUCGGCGAAGAACAGUGGUUGGACUGGCUUCAAGACGAAAGCAUUCUUGCACAGACUGCCGAAGAGAGGGUAAACGUCGUUGACAAGUGCCGUCGAGCGGUUGAGGAAGAAUGUGGCAGCGCACGUCUAUGGAUUACAUACGGGGAUUGGGUUUUACAUUGCUAUAAAUGGGCACUUGAUCCUGCCACUGACCUGGAAGGCGAAAACGGAGAAGCAGAGCGGCUGGUGGGACGUGAAGUCUUCGACUGGAAGCUCGUCCUCGAUACUUGGGCAGAAGCUGUUCAAAACACAAAGCACGAUCUGGCUCAAAGCCAUGAGGUCUGGGACAAGUACAUGACUGUGAGGUUCGGCGAUGUCGGUCAGAAGUUAUCCUCAGCUGAUGCCGCGGCCGCCCUUGAACUCUUUCAAGCACGACUUCAUGUUCCCCACGCCAUGUGGGAGGGAACAUUUCAAGCGUUUUCCACAUUCAUCUCUGCCAACUUCCCUGCAGAGUACGAAAACAUCAUGUCUACGACACUCAAAGAUUCUGCCAGCGCCAAGCAGCUACUCGGUGAGCGAGAUGCCUAUGAAAGCGCUUUGCGACAAGCUCAGGCGAGCGGAGACCAGACCUCGGAAUAUGCGACUUUCGAUCAGUACAUCACGUUCGAACGUAACCAGGAGGAACUGGCCAAAAAGGGCCGUAAUGCAAAGGGGAAACGCAACAUGAAAGUACUACAGGAUGCCGAAUCGGACAUGGUGGCAGCUCUUUACUCCCGCGCCGAACUCCGCUUCCCGUCGGUCGUUCCUAUAUGGGAAGCCCACUUGGACUAUUUGGUGGAAAAGUCGAAGGUUGGUAUACUACCACUUCUAGCACGAGCCACGAAACACUGCCCAUGGUCGGGAUCCUUGUGGAAGCAAUAUCUCCUAGCCUCAGAAAUCGCAGAAGAUGAAUUUGAUGAAACGGAAAAGAUCAAACACAAAGCUACAAGCACUGGCCUUCUGGAUGCUGCCGGAGUCGAACAAGCCCUGAUCAUCUACGACGCAUGGUGCGGUUAUCUUCUGCGACGAACUAAAAGAGCAGACUCCACCGAGGAAGACGCAGAUGUUGCAGAAAUGGGCAUCAGAUCAUCCAUCGAGGCCGUGCACAGUCUUGCCUCGAAGCAAGGCUUCGGUCCCGAUUUCGACGCAUCCUUCAGCCUGCAGCGGAAAUACGUGGAGUAUCUCAAGUCCCAGGGACGGUUCGACAAUGCUCGUGCCCAAUUCGACGAUGCUGUUGCCGACUUUGGAAAACAUCACAAAUUUUGGUUGAGGUUCUACGAGUUCGAACUACAAAAGGGCGUGCAAAUGGCCUUCAUACAGCAGGGCGGCAACGAGCGUCUCCCCACGCUAUGGUCGGCGCCAUUUGCGGUUGGGGUUCUAAAGCAGGGUUUGCAAUAUCCGGGUCUCGACAAACCGGAGCCUCUUGUGGAAGCUUUGCUCAACCACUGCGAAGACUAUGAAGAUGCCGACGAGCUGCAAAAUGCUCUAAGCCUGGUGCGCAAGGUUCAGACGAAAUUAAACGAAAAGAGGCGAGAAGAAGCUCUCCAAGCAGAGGGCAUUGUGCGAGACUCGCAAAAAGCCGAAGAACAAGUCGCCAGCCGCACUGAAGAGGUCGCAAACGGCCUGCAUAUCGGCAAACGAAAGCGUGAGGAUGACCUCCAAGAGCCAGACAGUAAGAAGCGGAACACGAAUGCAGUUGAAAUGCAACAAUCGGUUGAAGAAUCAGCCCCUCGAGAGGAAGAGCUGAAGCGCGACCGCGAGCAUGCCAGCAUUCUUGUGCAAAAUCUGCCUACUAAUGUGCCAGAGACAAAAGUCCGACAAUUUUUCAGCAGCUGUGGGCUUGUCAAGCAUGUAAAGCACCUUGAAGAUGAAAACACCGCCGUCGUUGAGUUUGAAGACGCGGAUGCUGCGUCAUUUGCGCUUUCCAGAGAUGGCAGAGAGUUCGAAGGUUCUGAGAUCUCCGUCGUCCUCAAUACAGGGUCGACCUUGUACGUCACAAAUUAUCCUGCGGCUGCCGACGAAGCCUUCAUCCGAAAUCUUCUGCGCCCGUAUGGAGAAAUCAUCAACGUGCGCUUCCCAUCUCUCCAGAAAAACAAGAGGCGCCGAUUUUGUUACGUCGAGUUUAAGCUUCCGAGCGAAGCGCAAGCGGCGACCGAGCUCGACAACAAGGAAAUCGAUGGGUUGAAAAUUGUUGCAAAGAUUUCGAACCCUAGCGUUCGACAUGCAAGGACAGAGAAAAAGGACGACGGUCGGAAGGUUUUCGUUGGUCAGCUGCCGUUCAAAGCCACGGCGGACGAUGUUGAAAAGCUGUUCGCGAAGUAUGGGAAACUGGAGAAUAUCCGUGUGCCGAAGGAUGCCAAUGCACGAAAUCGCAUUCGUGGCGUGGCUUUCCUUACAUUCGAGGAUUCUGAACAAGCGCAAGCGGCAUUGGCCAUGAAUGAUCAGGAAUUCAUGGGCAGGAAAAUCACCGUGCAACGGACGGAAGAAAGUGGUCGAACAACGAAAAAUGGACCGCGCGUCUCGAAGUCGCCUUCAGUGCAGGUAGAUGGCGAAACGAGUGCGAAUUCAUCCGACCCUUCAUCCGUUGAAGACCGACGACAGCGAACUGUGGCCAUCUGUGAUGUCCCUGACACCGUCAAUGAAAGUCGAAUACAAGCAAUGGCGGAGAAAGCUGGGCCAGUACGCAAAGUCAUCCUCAAGACAAACCACCAGGGUGCUCUGAUCGAAUUCGAGACAGUGGCAGAUGCUGGCCGUGCAAUGAUUGAGCUUGAUGGUCACGAGAUUGAUCCAGGCCGGCGCAUACGGGUGACAACAGAAAAGGAAAUGCUUCAGCAGAAAGCCGAACGCAAGCAGGAGCAGUUUGCGAAACGUCCUACUCUAAACCGGCCCCCAAAUACUUCUGCACAAGGUCCAGUCCGCCGCCCCUUGCAGCCUGGUGCUCGAAAAGGUGGACAUCUCGGCCAGAGGUCCGCUUUUCUGAUGCAUCCAGAUCAGAAGAAGGGAACCGUUGCAGAUGUCCAGACGGCCAGUGGAAAGAAGACAAACGAGGACUUUCGGAACCUGGUCAAAAAGGGAUGAAGAUCGAGGCAAGCAAUGCGUGUUCCGGUAAUAUCCAUUCUGGCAUUUUUAUAGAUGGAUGAAGAACGCAGGUUCUAUGCUGAUGAUUAGAGAUCGGUGUGCUUUAGCUUACAUUUCUGAGUGGGCAAUCUCAUGCCACUUGGGUUGCAUUAUAAAGCAUUCAAGGCCACUUCGUCACAUGCGAGAACAGGUGAUAAGUCGAAGGAAGUGAUAAUUAAUCAUGGUCUGCGCAUCCUAAGUAC
Molecule: messenger RNA, 4482 nt
Organism: Exophiala xenobiotica
Lineage: Eukaryota; Fungi; Ascomycota; Eurotiomycetes; Chaetothyriales; Herpotrichiellaceae
Exons: 1
Coding region: 395-4240 (1281 amino acids)
Biological process (GO): RNA processing
Cellular component (GO): cytosol
Molecular function (GO): protein binding; mRNA binding
Source: RefSeq, a predicted model, not a curated record